Molecule: messenger RNA, 282 nt
Organism: Colletotrichum orchidophilum
Lineage: Eukaryota; Fungi; Ascomycota; Sordariomycetes; Glomerellales; Glomerellaceae
Exons: 2
Coding region: 1-282 (93 amino acids)
Source: RefSeq, a predicted model, not a curated record
AUGCCCUCAGAAGCCAGAAACAAUCCCCAGCAAAAGCCGGCUGCGCGGCCGCGCAUUUCUGACCAAUGGAAUACCGCCAAUGGCGUCCCGGCUAAUCCCGCCCUCUCGCUGGUCCGGCGCAGGCGGAGGCGGUACCUGACUGAGGUAAUGCACGCUGCAGCGGCGCCGCAGAAGGAACGACGUAACGAGCUGGGCUGGGACGAGAGCUUCCAGGUUCCCGCCAAAUUACCGGUACCUAGCCCCCAGAGCACCGACCCGACCGACCUCAUUGAACUUGGUUAA